Messenger RNA from Acaromyces ingoldii, 668 nucleotides. RefSeq names its product DUF1748-domain-containing protein. The record is from RefSeq and is a predicted model, not a curated record. The transcript has 2 exons. Gene Ontology annotation, cellular component: cytoplasm. Bases 248 to 466 code for a protein of 72 amino acids. Lineage: Eukaryota; Fungi; Basidiomycota; Exobasidiomycetes; Exobasidiales; Cryptobasidiaceae.
CUCUCCUCCUACUUCCUUGCGACUGGUGAUACAGGACAUCGCGAUUACAUUCACUGGGCUCUUUUCUAUAUUCGAGUCAGAUCGGAAGCUAGCUGCAUCAACAUCGUUGCGUUUGCUCCAGACCCGCUGCUAUCGACCCGCCGAGUAGGAAGGCCAGGAGCGGAAAGAACCACCAAGAUCGUGUUCAGAUCGUUUCCCGACAACGACCCUUUUGAUUCUUGAGGGCGGUAACGAACACUUGCCGAGGAUGUUUGGACGCUUCUUUCACCUCAUGGUCGAUGCCGUCCUGAUCAGCGUUGCGCUGAGCGGCAUCAAGCGGAGCACGGGCCUAACGCCGGCUAUUCGCAAGGUGCCCAACAAGGAUGUGCGCAACCUGCUCCGCGUCUAUCUCGAGACUGGCGAAUGGCUCAUGGACCUCUCUGUCGUCGUCCUCGGUCGUUCCAACUACUUUGAGCGCAUCCGAUGAGAGGCCUCAACGCUCACCGGCGAAAGGCUGGAUGCGCCCAGAAACCAAGCGUGUGGCACCAGUCACGCGGGACUUGGCGACGCGCCUAUGGCGCGACUGAAUCACAGUAGCGAUCCCUGCUCGGGAAUCCUCGUUUUGAUACCGGACGCCGAUCAGUGUGUGUGUAUUUGUACGAGCAAUGAAGAGUGCGAUCCACCACAGG